Molecule: messenger RNA, 1113 nt
Organism: Talaromyces proteolyticus
Lineage: Eukaryota; Fungi; Ascomycota; Eurotiomycetes; Eurotiales; Trichocomaceae
Exons: 11
Coding region: 1-1113 (370 amino acids)
Source: RefSeq, a predicted model, not a curated record
AUGCCGCUCUGCAAUGGCUUCAAGCUUGAUGAAGCCAGUAUCGAUGAUCUAUUGCAUUGCUAUUUGGAGCGUAUAUAUCAGGUGCUGACGUAUUUGAAGUAUGAGCUUGAUGUCGAGCGCAAACUAGGCAAGAUUCGGGGUCUUUUACAUGGCAUUCCGUUUCUUAUGACUGCUGGGGGUCUCGCACUCAUUGGCUCCAUAGUUCUACGAGAUGCGCACGUUAUUCAGCGGCUCCUACACGCCGCGAGUGGGCGGGCGGACAUGCGAUCAAGUGAUUAUUUCGAGGGUUACUCAGCCGGUAGGGGACAGUGUCGAAAUCCGUAUAUUUUACUGUCAAUGCAGGCGACAGCAGCUGGGGGUCCGCCGCUGCGGUGGAUAGGACUGACCUCUCGUGCAGGUGCCAUUCCUGGGCCUAUACACCAGGAUUCGGUAGGAUGUUUUGGAAAACUACUCGCGAUGCUACGAAUGUCUUGGAUGCAAUUUAUGGAAUCGAUCCACGGGACAACUAUACUUUUUUUGCAGCAGGGAGAAACUCCUCGUGGUGGCUACGCACAGUUUCCAGCCGACAAGUCUACGCUAAAGAACGCAGUGUUCGGACUACUCCGGAUGUCGUUAUGGCACCAGCUAAUAGAGCUACCAGAUCUGAUAGAGAAUGCUGGGGCUGCCAUUAUCAAUGGAACUGAAUUUCUGUUCUACCCGAGACUGGACUUUUACAAUAACAUCAAGAGCUAUCUUACUCAGCUGGAGAAUUCUACUAUGAGGUCUCUUGAAGGCCUGGAGCAGUUCAACCUCGAAAAUGUCCAGGUCAUAAACCUGGCGUUUGCGUCUGAGCAGGAUGGCUUCCUAGAAUCGCUGGCCACCAAGGCUGUUAUGGAUGGGACAAAUUGGGAGUCACUGCAUUACUGCCAACACACCACUCGCGAAGGUGGGAUCGAUGCCGCUCUUAAAUAUAAAGAGGUAGCUUUAACAGCGCUACUCGUAUCUGGAAUGCCAUAUGGUCUAGCUCUCAUAGCCACUCUAAUUCGAUAUGCUGGUGCCAUUGAGAAUUUACAACGGUCUUCUGACACUCCUUGGAAACGCAGGCCGUCAACAUGGAGUGGAUAUUGGGAAUAA